This is a messenger RNA of Mollisia scopiformis, 1666 nucleotides long. RefSeq lists its product as uncharacterized. The transcript is spliced from 2 exons. The coding region runs from base 336 to 1190 and encodes 284 amino acids. NCBI's taxonomy places the organism in Eukaryota, Fungi, Ascomycota, Leotiomycetes, Helotiales, Mollisiaceae. The record is from RefSeq and is a predicted model, not a curated record.
CACCCCCAACUUGCUCACUAAGUGUUUGCUAUUGCAUUACUUGCGCCUACUCUCAAGCCGUCCGUCUCCUUACCACCCCCACACAUCCUUCGACGACACCCACCACCAAAAACCACCUCAUCUAUCGCAAUGGCUGUUCCCAGUUAUUGUAAUCACUCUUUCAACAUGUUGAAGUCAGAAUCAACCUUGAUCCAAUGGGUCUGCUCGAUGUGCCACUCUGGCCCGCAUUGGUUCAUCUUUGAAUGCAAGUACUGCAAGUUGAAGACUUGCCGUCCUUGCACUAACAAAGUAUAAAACCCUUCGAUCUGGCGUUGUUUGUGUGAAAGGGAAAAGGUAUGUUGGUCAGAUUCUCUCGUUCAAUGCUUUCCUCCGUUCGCUUUCCUUCCUUCCCUGUCUCCCUCACCGUCCUGCAAUAUCGCCAGCGUCCCAGCAUCCUGGUCCUGGUCAUGGACCCCCAAAGCAUGAAGUUCAAAAUGACAAAAAAUGCGCUGUCGUUCGGCUUGUCGGCUUCAACCACCAGAUCGCAUUUUCUUGAUGUCUUAUCGAUACCAAGUUGCAGCUGCAUGCGCAUGCACGAACGAUGGGCUGCAUUUCACUCCCCCAAAGCAAAAAGAAAAGUGACAGAGCCACUGACAUCAACAAGAUUCAGCCUAUCGUCGGUCCAACGUCCUCCUAAAGCAAAGCUCCUUCCUCUUCCAACGUUGGCUGCACGCAUUUCCACGCUUUCGGAUGUCCCCAGUCUCAAAAAGCAAAAAGAAUCACUAAAUCCACAGAAAAUUAUUGUCGGCCUCGUCUCAGCCUUUCUUGUGCGCACGUCAUGCAAAUGCUAUGUAUCGUAUCGCAUCGUAUGCGAGAUGCAGCCAACCUGCAGGCUGGCUUGCAGGUUGCAUCACGCCUGGUUUCUUUGGCCGCAGGAAUGGCCGCAGGACCAUGUGUCGCGCUUGGGUUGCUGCAAAUGCAAGGGCGAUCCAAAAUUUGUGCCUAUUUUUGCUUUCGACGCUACGGGCAUCUUUAGGCGAUUUUCCCUCUCCCUCCUUUUCCCUUUCGACACGGCGACGCAUUUCGAUUUGCACUUAUUACUCUUUGUUCUCACACGGAUACUUGUCACGACUUUCACGACUUUCCAUGGUUCAACUUCUCUCGCCUCUUCGGUACACUGGAUUCUGGCACAGAUCGAACAGCAACAAUAAUGCGGAGGGAUUAAUGUCGUGUGGUGGACUGAUUGAUUGAUUCAUUGUUUGGGGUUGGGCUGGUGUUUGAGGACAUAUGGCAUUUGCUUCGCUGGCUCACAGCAGGAUGACAACACAACGCAACAGCACAGCGGGACACGGAACGCUCUUUGUUUGACAUUUCGCACACUGUCACCUCGUCAUCGCUCAGCAGCUCCCCUUUCCCUGUUUUUUCCCUUUCACUUGUUUCCUGCUUUGUGGUUUGCAGUGUCUCAACGCCUUUCAAUAGGUCUGUUUGUACGACAGUUUGGGUGGCAAGACUGUUAUUCUAUUCGAGUUUGUUUGUUUCGCUUGUUUGGGGGAGGGGGUGUGAAAAAAAAUUCUAGAUUGCUCAUUGCUCACGCAAACGGAGAGAAGGAGAUCACAAAAGUUUACGGAGUUUGUUUUCCCUUGUUUGUCUACCUGUCUGUGGUGUGGUGUGGAAUGCGAAGGGGUAG